CAACAUAGCUCCCCUUGAUGAACGGACUACAUUACCCAGAAUCCUCAGCUCAAAACACCAGUGGCACAUGUUUCAUCAUGGCGGCCGCCGCUAAAGGGAUGGCUGCUGUAUGUAACGACUCCAGCAGCAGUGAUGAUGAAGCUUUAAGAAGAUGUCAGGAGGCAGUUUGGGAGACACGGAGUGACAAGAAGAAAGACGGGGACAGCAAUGUGCAGAAGUCGAAGCGUAUAGUUGUCGCUGACCAUGAACACGAUGGCAACGAGCUCCAGGUCACACAAGGGUUUCGAACACACGUCGCUAAAAAGUUGGGACAUCUUCUCGACAGUUCCUUCACAGAGAUGCAGACUGAAACUUCAUCCCGUGUGGAAUCAGCUAAAUGUGAUGAUGAUGAUGAUGAUGAGGGAUUUCAUCUGUUUUCUACGUCCGUCCCGGGACAGCAAGCUGUUGAUCCUCCAGCCCCUGUGAGACGCCGGCCUGUUCCCAGCUCAAGUGACAGCGACAGUGAGAUGGAAGCGAGGCUGAGGGAGGCGGCGGUGUCUGUCAAAGAUCUCUUACCCCCAUCGCUGCCCUCUACACUCUCCACACACUCAGCAGAGCCUCCCUGCUCAGAAGAAAUAAAGAAAAAGAAAAGAGCGGCAGAGGGAGAGGAGAACCACGUUGUGAAGAGGAAGAUAAAGAGGAAACAGAAUCAAGAAGAGGGUGCUCAAAGAAAUGGUGAGCACUCGGAGUCGGAGCAGGAACACACGCAAGUCAAAGUAAAACGGAAAAAGAAGAAGAAGAGAGACGGAGCUUUGACUUCCUCAUGACUUCAUCUUUAACUGUUUUGGGAUGUUUGUUAUGUUUGUCACAAGCUUGAAAUAUUGACAGUGAAAGUUCAUUAAACAUCUUUUCAUACCAUUA
Cottoperca gobio is the source of this 900-nucleotide messenger RNA. RefSeq names its product chromosome 9 C12orf43 homolog (gene c9h12orf43). Lineage: Eukaryota; Metazoa; Chordata; Actinopteri; Perciformes; Bovichtidae. The record is from RefSeq and is a predicted model, not a curated record. Bases 18 to 806 code for a protein of 262 amino acids. Gene Ontology annotation, biological process: Spemann organizer formation; Wnt signaling pathway; negative regulation of Wnt signaling pathway. The transcript has 6 exons.